CACGGAGGCUCCUCCAUGAUCAUGGCAGAGCAGGAUGAGAUGUCCACCUUUUUCCAAUUUGGGGCCUCCAUCCAACAGGAGGCCAUCACCAUGCUGAAGUUCAUGCAGUACUACGACUGGCACAUCUUCUCCGUGGUGACCAGCAUUUUCCCCGGCUACCGGGACUUCAUCAGCUUCGUCAAGCACACUGUGGAGAAUAGUUUUGUGGGCUGGGACAUGCAAAGCGUCGUCACUCUCGACGCGGCCAUCGGAGAUGCCAAGUCCACAAUUCAGCUGAAGAAGAUCCACUCUUCGGUCAUCCUGCUCUAUUGCUCCACGGACGAGGCCGCCUUCAUCCUGGACGAGGCCCGGUCCCUGGGCUUGACAGGCUACGACUUUUUCUGGAUUGUCCCCAGCUUGGUCAGUGGGAAGAUGGAAACCGCCCCCGACAAUUUUCCGGCGGGGCUGAUUUCAGUGGCCUACGAUGGGUGGGACUACAGUUUGGAUGCUCGUAUCCGGGAUGGCCUUGGGAUUAUCACAACGGCCGCUGCAGCCAUGCUGGAGAAGUAUUCCUUCAUCCCUGAGGCCAAGACCAGUUGCUACGGGCAGUCGGAGUACAAUGAGCAGCCAUCUCACAUGCUUCACAAGUUUAUGAUGAACGUGACCUGGAAAGGCAGAGACUUAUCCUUCACCACGGAUGGCUACCAAGCCCAGCCGCGGCUCGUGGUCACCGUCCUCAAUGAGAGCCGGGCCUGGGAGAAGGUGGGCGAAUGGGAGAACCAGACGCUGACCCAUAAGUACUCCGUGUGGCCCCGGUUCAACUCCUUCAACGACAGCGACCCCGAUCACAACCACCUCAGCAUCGUCACCCUGGAGGAGGCUCCCUUUGUCAUCGUGGAGGACAUGGACCCCUUGACUGAGACCUGUGUGAAGAACACGGUGCCCUGCCGGAAGUUCGUCGUCAUCAACAACAUCACCAAAGAAGGGAAGAACCUGAAGAAAUGCUGCAAAGGGUUUUGCAUCGACAUCCUGAAGAAGCUCUCGAGGACCAUCAAGUUCACCUACGACCUCUACCUGGUGAUCAAUGGGAAGCACGGGAAGAAGAUCAAUAACGAGUGGAAUGGGAUGAUUGGGGAGGUGGUCAAAAAGCAGGCCGUGAUGGCGGUGGGGUCCCUCACCAUCAACGGGGAGCGCUCGGAGGUGGUGGAUUUUUCGGUGCCCUUUGUGGAAACUGGGAUUAGCGUCAUGGUCUCGCGGAGCAACGGCACCGUUUCCCCGUCUGCUUUUUUAGAGCCCUUCAGCGCCUCGGUCUGGGUGAUGAUGUUCGUCAUGCUGCUGGUUGUCUCGGCCAUCGCCGUCUUCAUCUUCGAGUACUUCAGCCCGGUGGGCUACAACCGCAACCUGGCCCAGGGCAAAGAUGCUCACGGGCCCUCCUUCACCAUCGGGAAGGCCGUGUGGCUCCUGUGGGGCCUGGUGUUCAACAACUCCGUCCCGGUGCAGAACCCCAAGGGCACCACCAGCAAAAUCAUGGUCUCGGUCUGGGCGUUCUUCGCCGUCAUCUUCUUGGCCAGCUACACGGCCAACCUGGCUGCCUUCAUGAUCCAGGAGGAGUUUGUGGACCAAGUCACGGGGCUGAGUGACAAGAAGUUUCAGCAGCCCUACGCCUACUCCCCUCCCUUCCGCUUCGGGACGGUCCCCAACGGGAGCACCGAGAGGAACAUCCGCAACAACUACAAGGAGAUGCACGCGUACAUGGUGAAGUACAACCAGAAGGGCGUGGAGGACGCCCUGGUCAGCCUGAAAACCGGGAAGCUGGACGCUUUCAUCUACGACGCGGCCGUACUGAACUACAAGGCCGGGCGGGACGAAGGCUGCAAGCUGGUGACCAUUGGCAGUGGCUACAUCUUUGCCACCACGGGCUACGGCAUCGCUCUGCAGAAGGGGUCUCCCUGGAAGAGGGCCAUCGACCUGGCGCUGCUGCAGUUUGUGGGAGACGGGGAGAUGGAAGAGCUGGAGACCCUCUGGCUGACCGGCAUUUGCCACAACGAGAAGAAUGAGGUCAUGAGCAGCCAGCUGGACAUCGACAACAUGGCGGGCGUCUUUUACAUGCUGGCCGCCGCCAUGGCGCUCAGCCUGAUCACCUUCGUGUGGGAGCACCUGUUUUACUGGAAGCUGCGGUUCUGCUUCACCGGGAUGUGCUCCGACCGGCCAGGGCUGCUCUUUUCCAUCAGCAGGGGUAUCUACAGUUGCAUCCAUGGGGUCCACACUGAGGAGAAGAAGAAGUCCCCCCACUUCACCCUGACCAGUUCUCAGACCAACAUGUUGAAGCUCCUGCAGACGGCCAAGAACAUGACCAACGUGAACCCCGGGCGGAUCAAUUCCCCGCAAAGAGCGGCCGAAUUCAUCCGCCGUGGAUCGUUAAUGAUGGACCUGAUGAUGGAAAAAGGCAGCUUCAUCUUCUCGGACAGCAACCGCCCUCUGACCCCCAAGGAGAACAUCUUCAGCGACAACACGAAUGAACUGCAGACCUUCCCUGCAAACCGCCACCCUGACACCCUCAACAACUACGUCUUCCAAGGGCCGCACCCCCUCACGCUGCACGAGUCCAACCCGAACACGGUGGAGGUGGCCAUGGCCACCGAGGCCAAGGAGAACUCCCGCCCGAGGCAGCUGUGGAGGAAAUCGCUGGAGUCGCUGCGCCAAGACUCCCUCCGGCAGAGUCACGGUUCUCAGAGGGACGAGGGCACGGGGGGCAGUCAGCGGCACUCCCUGAAAGGCCCCAGGUACCUCCCAGAAGACGACCCCUCGGACGCCUCGGACGCCUCGAGCAGAGCCACCGGCCACGUUGAGGGGGAGAGCAACAGCAAACCCCUCAAGACCAAGGACAACGCGAAGAAGAGGCCUGUCUCCAAGUACCCCAAGGACUGCAGCGAGGUGGAGCUGACCUACCUGAAGAGCAAGCAGGCUCUACCCCGGGACAAAAUCUACAUCAUCGAGGCGGACAAGCCGCACACGUUCCACCUGGACGUUCCCCCAGAGUAUGCGGAGACCAUCAUCCUUCCUGAGCUGGCUGACUUUCCCAACCUCUAUCAGGAUCGCAGUGACAGCCCCCGGGCCCCCGAGCAGAGCAACCAGAUCCCCUUGACCAGCGGGGAAAACCUUCCAAGUAACGGCCAGUACAAGCUCUACCCAAAGCACUACGGCGCGAAAGACAAGAACGUGGCCUACAGUGAAGCGAACGAGCGGUCCCGGCAGAAGGCCACCCACUGCCGGAGCUGCCUGACCAGCCUGCCCAGUUACGCAGGGCACUACUUCAGCCGGUCACCCUACCGGUGUGGUGCCUGCGUGCGGAUGGGCAGCCUCUACGACAUCGAGGAGGGCCAAAUGCUGCAGAGCCCUGCCAACGCCAGGCCCCGGGAAGAAGCGGGCCAGCCGGACUGGGCCCAGGAGGAGGGGAGCCAGCCGCCCCGGAAGAGCAAGCUGCCGAUCAGCAGGCAGCGCUCGUUCGACAACCUCUUCAGCAAACACCGGGACGGCAACGGGGGCAGAACGGCCCGUAGCAUCAGCCUGAAAGAGAAGGAGAGGCUUCUGGAAGGGGGCCCCUACGCCACCCUCUUCAGGGCCCCCCAAAGCAAACACUCGGGCGGCAAGCUCCCGCUCUUCUCGCGCACGUUGGACGAUGGUAAGAGGAUCAAGUCGCUGUACCUGGAGUGCUCGGCUGAGGACCCUUUCCUGCAUUCUUACUGUGACGACCAGCCCUCGGUGCUGGGGCCGAGUCCCGCCGGACUGCACAGGCAGCAGCCGGCCUAUGACAGCGUCUCCCGGUCGUCGGUCAAAUCGACGGCCUCAUACUGUUCCAGAGAUGGCCGGGUCCACAAUGACGGGUGUGUCUCGGAGCACGGGAUGCCUUACGCUGCCCCUCAGAACAGCCUGUACUCUGCUCCGCGAGGGCUAAACUCCUGCAGCGACCGGCGGGUCUAUAAGAGGAUCCCCAGCCUGGAGUCGGACGUGUAGCGCUGAGCUCCAGGGGGGACGUAGUUGCCGGAGGCCAGAGC
Messenger RNA from Notechis scutatus (mainland tiger snake), 4034 nucleotides. The record is from RefSeq and is a predicted model, not a curated record. NCBI's taxonomy places the organism in Eukaryota, Metazoa, Chordata, Lepidosauria, Squamata, Elapidae.